AUGUCGGAUCCUGAGACGAUAGAGAAUCAGGGCGCGGUGGCCAGCGCAAAGGAGGUGGCGCCCAAGCCAACGAGAUGGCAGCGCUUUAAGGCGCAUAUGAAAAAGUGGUGGUGGGUUUAUUUUAUCGCGUUUGGGUGCAUUAUCCUGGUGGUGAUUCUUCCAAUCGUCUAUGUUGGAAUCCCUCACUUUGCCGACGAAUACAUCAACAAAUACCAGUACGACUACACUGGUCUGGCCAUCACAAACCCCCGGCCUGAUGCUUUUCGCGUCAGUCAAUCGUCGCAACUCAGCAUGGGAGGUGGAUUUAGUGGCAGCGGACAUUUGUCGCCAUUCAACGCAACAAUCAGUACUUCCGACGGCAGGGAAUUUGCUGUCUUCUCCGUUCCAGAAAUUGAAUUUAGUGGUGGCGCUCAUCUCAGUAUCGACCAAGAUCUCGAUAUAUCAUGCGUGGAUUGCUUGUCGGAGAUUGCUACCUCAGCAGCGACAAAUGAGAGCUACGCCGUAGUCGUGACUGGCCACCCGGACUUGAAAAUUGGAGCUCUGCCAACAGCCCAUUUGAACAUUGACAAGACGAUGAAGAUGAACGGAUACAAUGUGACUGAAUUUGUGAAUAGCGAUGGUGCUUUUAAUAUCACCAGCAUCAAUAUCCUAAAACCCCCAGUUGAUGGAUACAAUUUCAAUGCGACGCUCGUUGUCCGCAACCCGACCCCAUUCACUGUUGAAAUGGGCCACGUUACAUUCAACCUGAGCAUGGGAGGUUCACCACUAGGAUAUGUAGACCUUCCUAAUUUAAUGCUUGAGCAAAACAUUACCACUACCGACGUCUUGGGACAGGUCGACAUAUCAAGCCUGGUCGAUGCCGCUUUGGGAUCAGACGAUUUAGGCGUCGUCACUAUUGAUGUCCACGGCCAUAGCUGCGACUAUAAUGGGCUAGACAUCCCAUAUUACUCGGCAGCUAUCCGGGCUGUUUCGGCGUCGGCUACGGUCGAUUUGCUGAAAUACGCAUCGAGUUUGUUCGGUUAG
Talaromyces rugulosus is the source of this 1023-nucleotide messenger RNA. RefSeq lists its product as uncharacterized. The transcript has 5 exons. NCBI's taxonomy places the organism in Eukaryota, Fungi, Ascomycota, Eurotiomycetes, Eurotiales, Trichocomaceae. Bases 1 to 1023 code for a protein of 340 amino acids. Gene Ontology annotation, cellular component: fungal-type vacuole membrane. The record is from RefSeq and is a predicted model, not a curated record.